AUGAAGAAAGUGCAGCGAUUCAUGGGUGUUGCAGACUCGAAGCCCGCAUCGGCGCCUCUCAGCACCAGUCCAGCCAACUCGUUCCAUAGCUCUGGCAUCUCUUCCAAUCAAUACGCCGUGCCAAGCACACCCCGUGCAACAUCGACGAGCUACGAUGCUCCUGCCAACUUGCUCUUGCCGCCCUCUCUGGCCGCUCCAACAUCUCACCAAACAUCACAGCAAUCCCAGUAUGCUUCACGGCAGCUCUCGCCCCAGUCUUCCCAGACAAUACUCCGAUCAGCUCGUGCCUCUCCACAGCCAUACAGUCCUUCAGCUCAACAGCAAUACUUUGACCUUCCCACUCGUUCCCUCUCGCCAGGUCUCGCCACCAGCCCGAAUGCUGCAUCGCCGCUUGCCCAACCUCUGCCCACCCCUUCUGCUCAGCCCUCAGCCAACGACGCCAUUCUCGUCGAACGAUCUGACUUGCACAAAUCGCUCAAAGCGCUCGAAUCGCUUCUCGUCAAUCUCGACGAGUAUUGCCAUCUUUCCGCUCAUUUGGCCAAGGUCGAAAAGAAGCUCGCAAAGAGCGCUUCCGAGCUUGAACGAACCAAGAUCGUCCUCGACACGCCUACUCAGACCCUCCAAGUCUCGUCUGCCAUGUUCGAAGGCCUUGCUGAGGUCUCUUCACGCCAUGCAAAACACGUCCAGAAGGAAUACGAAGCUGUCAACGAUGCCUGCGCCAAGUACUUCAAGAAAGUAGCAAAGGAGCAACGUGCACACGACGAGCUCGUCCAGAACCUUGAUGCAAAGAUCAAGAAAGCCAACGCUGCCCACGAGAAGAACGUCAAAAAGGCUACCGCCAACAAGGCGCUUGAAUCUCACGACAAGUAUAUUGCUACCGUCCAGGCGCUCACCAACGACAUCAGCCGCGCCAAGAACGCACAUGCUGCCUCCAUGGCUGCCAAGAGCCACGUCUCUUCUCUGCUCGUCGCAAGCACCCUUGGUGGUCUCGCUGACGUCGAGUUCAAGCGUCACUGCGAGUCAGUACGCAGAGUCGGUCCGCACGUCGGCCGUCUCAAUGAACUUCUUUGCUUCACCUCGUCCGAGUUCAUGCCUGCUCUUCAAGCAUCCCAAUUCGACCAAGCUCAGCACGGUCAAGCCGAGUAUCUUGCAACCCUCGCCGCUCAGGUCGAGGCGCAGGUUGCCGCUCAAGCCCAGAUCAAUGCCAAAAUCAACCAAGAUACGCAAACCAUCCUCCGCGCGCAGGAGAUGGGUUGGCGCCCACCUUCACCACUUGUUCCUCCCACAACCACCUACGCCAACCUUGGUCGCAGCAGCAGCAUCAACAGCAACCUCAGCAGGAUCACUAAUAAUCGCCAAUCCUUUCCGUCAGCCCCCACGAACAGCAACCUCUCCACCACCAGCAGCGCUGACAAAGCCAAUGGCCUAGCAACACCUCCAGCAACUUCUGCGCACAGCUCCACCUUUUUACAGCAGCAGCCUCAGGCGCCAUCGCGAUCCAACUCUACCUCUAGAACACAGCCGCCCGCGCCUGCUUCGGCACCCUCUGCCGCUGCCUCUCUGUCCACUUUGCGCACUGUCGAUAGCGAUGCUGCAUCCAUUCAUAGCGUAGCCACCGACAAGACUCCUCGUCCUGAUCUUGACACCCCAAAGCCUCCAUCUUCGGGUCUUCUUGGUGCGCCCAACAGUGUACGGCUAGUCCGUGCGCCCACCGGAUCGACUAUGAAGUCAAUGGCCGUGCAGCCACAGACAUGGCAAGAUGCUCCUGUCUCAUCUUCUUCCUCGUCCAUCUCACCCCUUGCGCCUUUGACCCAUGACCGCAACCCUACCGAUUCGUCUGCGCAGGAAGGAAGCAUUGUCGACAAGCUCUCUGUGCCUCGCGAAGAAUCGGAUGCUGCCCCCAGCCUGAGCGCAAGCAACAGCGCCCAGGGUUCGGAAGAUGGCAGUCGUGUCCCCCGUACACCUGAUGACAGCGAAUCAGUGCCUCCAAUGCAAGGCGACCGUAACGGCAACAACAGCAAUAGCAAGUUGCAGCAGACAUCUUCAAAGGAUGCAGCCAUCCUUGACUACCGCAACGUCCAGCCUACAAGCAGUGCUUUUGACCUUGAGCCUACCAAGCUCGUCACCUCUCCCACCAUGCGACCUGCCCAGCGUGCUCUUGAGCAGUAUCGCGAGCAGGCCAAUAAGCCUCUCACUUUGCCGACAGCUACUCGGUUCGAUCGCGACAGUGUCCCUAACAACGGUCAAGGUAGUCAGCUCGACCGCUCUGAGACCGUCUACAGCUCUGCCAGUCAGCAGAGUGGCGUCCAAGGUACUGACCAGGCCAACGCCCUCAAAAUCAGCCUCUGGGAGCGUGAGCGUGAGCGUGAGCGUGAGCGUGAGCGUGAGCGUAUGAGGCAGCUCGAGCGAGAGGAAGAGGCUUCGGCCUCACCAACACCCAUGUCUGCCACAAUGGAGCUGAGCUCCUCGCGUCCAACGUCCGGCAUUUCCUCCGGCUCCACCGCUUCCUCUUCGUACAACAAUGACGGCCCCUCACGCUCCAAGGUGAGCGAUGUAAGUGCAAGCGACCGAGGCACAAGCUUUCAGGUAGGCCUUGGCUACCCGCGCUCGUCUGGCGCCGAUGCUCAUGACCUCGAUCGCUACGCACCUGCUGUCGGCUCGACUCGCCUCUCUGCUACAGGCGUUACUCGCUCGCUCAGCACAGACACCACGGCAUCUGAGCGGAGCUUUGUGGCCCGUAUGAAGGCCCGCUACCAAGCUGAGAAGGAUCUGGAACGCGAGCAGCGAGAGCUCAAUGUGCUCGAGAAGGAGCGCGCCGCGCGAAGGGCAACCAUGGAUCCCAAUCUCUCACUUCCAUCCCUUGGCGGAGCACGAGGUCGCGUUCCGGAGAUCGCCUCGCGCUAUCAGAUAUCUGGUCCAGCCGCCUAUGCUCAGGAUGUCAACUCGAACAGGCGUUACCACGAUAGCCUCCCUGCUAGCUCAAACUCUGGAGGCGGCCUUUCUCGCAAUAGCGCCAUCUCUUCUGCAGCAUCUGCCGCCAGCGGUGGCAUUGACGAGUUUGGUGGCCUCGUGAGAGACGGCAGGCAAGCUGGCACCCUUCCUGUUGGUGGGCGACCUAUGGAGCCCCCGCACUCCGAUGUCUGCGGCUGUCACCAGUGUUCCGCGCGACACUAUGGCAGUGGCACCACCAGGAUUGACGCCAGCGCAUCUGCAGAGAAGAAUGCCGGUGUCAGAGGCGAUCCUAGAAAAUACAACGUCCGUCGCACAUCUAUGCCAGUGCCGCCGAAAACUGACUCUUAUACGCAGCAAUCACUGUAUGCCAAGCAGCACCAGCAGCACCAGCAGCAGCACCCUGGAUACGCCUCUUCGCCGCCGCGAGCCUCGCCCCAUGACGCCUACUCCCAACAGCAAGCUUACGGCUAUAGCCAACAGCAGCAGCAACAGCAUCCGCAUCACCUGAAUGCACCGGCAUCAAGCAUAGAUAAUGGAAUCCCGCGACGAAGCUACGAAGAUCUCGGCGCCGACACCGGCACGAGACGAGUAGUUUUCGCGAACGAGCGACAGAGGAUCCGCUGA
This is a messenger RNA of Ustilago hordei, 3576 nucleotides long. RefSeq lists its product as uncharacterized. The transcript has a single exon. The record is from RefSeq and is a predicted model, not a curated record. Bases 1 to 3576 code for a protein of 1191 amino acids. Lineage: Eukaryota; Fungi; Basidiomycota; Ustilaginomycetes; Ustilaginales; Ustilaginaceae.